AAUAUUCCGGGUAUGAUUGUCACCUGAUGAGCUGCUCCCUUUGAAUAGAGCAGCUUUUAAUUUACACGAUAUUAUAAACUCCUAAUGGCUGCUAAUCCACCAAAGAUCAAAGUGCUGCUUAGUACCAACGACAGACUUCAGAAACUGAAAGAAGCAUUUCAUGGAAAGUAUGAAGAAUUUCCUCUUUUCUACGUUUGUGCUCCUGGCAGAGUGAAUUUGAUAGGCGAGCACAUUGACUACUGUGGUUAUGCUGUCCUUCCUAUGGCUAUUGAGCAAGAUAUCCUGGCUGCUGUGUCCGUGAACAACUCCCAAAUAAUCCAACUGGCCAACACUGAUCCCAAAUAUAAGAAUUUUACUGUGUCAGUCAGUGAAAUUACCAUAGACAGAGAGAAUCCUCAGUGGUACUAUUAUUUCCUUUGUGGAGUUAAGGGUGUUCAGGAGUUGCUGAGCUUGUCUUCUCUGGCUGGAAUUCGAUGUCUGGUGGAUGGAACUAUUCCUGCUAGCUCAGGACUGUCCAGUUCCAGUGCUCUAGUUUGCUGCUCUGGUCUGGUCACAAUGGAAGCCAAUCAACAGUCUAUUUCCAAAGUGGUGUUAGCUGAGACAUGUGCUAAGUGUGAACGCUACAUUGGCACUGAAGGAGGAGGGAUGGAUCAGUCCAUCUCAUUUCUCGCUGAAGAAGGAACUGCCAAGCUGAUUGAGUUCAAUCCUCUGAGAAGUACAGAUGUAAAGCUGCCAGACAGAGCUGUCUUUGUGAUCGCUAACAGCUGUGUGGAAAUGAACAAAGCAGCUUCAGCUCACUUCAACAUUCGAGUAGUGGAAUGUCGCCUUGCCACAAAAGUACUGGCUAAAGUUCGAGGACUGGAUUGGACUGCUGUGCAGAAGCUGGGACAGCUACAGACAGAGCUUGGUUUCAGUUUGGAGAAGAUGCUGGAGUUGGUGAUGGAAGUUCUUCAUCCUGAGCCCUACAGCAGAGAAGAAAUCUGUAAAGUUUUGGAAAUCACCAAUGAGCAACUAUGUGACAGCAUCCUCAGUGCCAACACACAGGACGUGACCCACUUCAAGCUGUACCUGCGGGCCAGGCAUGUGUACAGUGAAGCUGCUCGUGUGCUGGAGUUCAAGGCUGUAUGUGAUUCUCCACCUUCUGGUGCUGUGUUAAAGCUGGGUGAGCUGAUGAAUCAAAGCCAUGCCAGCUGCAGAGACUUCUAUGAGUGUAGCUGCUCUGAGCUGGACCAGCUGGUGGACACUUGUCUGCAGGCCGGUGCUGUGGGCUCCAGGUUAACAGGCGCUGGAUGGGGAGGCUGCACUGUUUCCAUGGUACCCACUGAAAAAGUGGCUUCUUUUCUUCAGACGGUGAAGGAGCGCUACUACAUGCCUGAUGCUCGCCGAGCAGCUCUUGUAAAGCAGAGCCUUUUUGUAACAAGGCCAGGAGGAGGAGCGGCCAUUUUUACAGAGGAAUAAAAUACAAGAGAGAUAUUUUUUAUGAUUAGUAAGAUUCUUGUCAUAAAUAAAGAUUUUGAUACAUAUUUUUAAAUUUGAGGGAAAUUAAUACAAAUUGUUUACAUGAAUUGUAGCAUGGUCAAAAAUGAUUUUCUAAUACAGUUUACUAACAUUUAGACUUUCUGAUUAAA
Trichomycterus rosablanca is the source of this 1628-nucleotide messenger RNA. It is a transcript of the gene galk2, whose product is annotated as galactokinase 2. Gene Ontology annotation, biological process: galactose metabolic process; carbohydrate phosphorylation. The transcript is spliced from 10 exons. Gene Ontology annotation, molecular function: ATP binding; galactokinase activity. NCBI's taxonomy places the organism in Eukaryota, Metazoa, Chordata, Actinopteri, Siluriformes, Trichomycteridae. Bases 85 to 1458 code for a protein of 457 amino acids. The record is from RefSeq and is a predicted model, not a curated record. Gene Ontology annotation, cellular component: cytosol; cytoplasm.